CCCCCUCCCUCCCGCUCCCGCUCCCCCUCCCCCUGUUUUUUCUUCUCUCUGCAAAAAUCCAAUAAGAAAUCCUAAAGUUUUAGUUUCUGUCUUUUUCGGUGUGCAAUCGAUUCGUAUUUUCCUGUCCGAGAUACUUGAAUCUGUCUGGUUUCUUUUUAAAAAGGAUGAACCUCAGAAUCCCCGGAGCUAGGGUUCUUAUCAGCUCGGGAGCCACUGGUGUGGGCGUGUAGCCAACAAAUUGGUGUUGGUUCUCCAUUUCCUCAGACUAUAUGGCUGAGACGGGAGAUGCAAGUCGCUUGCCAACAUCCCUUGAUGUGCUGGCUUCAGAUGUUCACUCCAGGCUGGAGUUCCACAGGUAUGCCUUCAUGGACUGUGUUGGCAUUAAAAAUGCGCUUCACUGUGUCAUCGAAGAAAGGGAAAACCUCCAGCAACGACAAAAUGCGAUUGACCAACUGGUUGCUGAAAAGGACAGCCUCACUAAAAAGAAUGAAGAGCUCGCAGCAGAGCUUGAAUCUCUGAAGGAACAGCUCCAAGCAAGGGAAUCGAGCGAUCAACAGCAGGGAAGUGGUUUUCAGCAGAGCCACUCUGGAAUGGCACACCCAAGAUUAAUGCUGAAAAGGAAACGGCAAUCUGGAGAUGAAGAUGUUGAUGAGCAUGAGCUUAUGGAAGAUCUUUCCGUUAUAGAUAAUCCUGAUCAAGGUUUAAACACUGAGCUCGAAGCUACUAGAAAGGAAAUUUCUGAUAUCCACUCUAAGCUGAUUGAGGGGUUCGCUGAUCUUAGUACUACUGGAGGAAGGAAUAUCGCCCUAAAAAACAUAGGGCAAUUGGAUGACAGGCCAUUCCUGGCGGCAUGCCGUAAGAAGCUGCCUGCCGAAGAAGCACAAGAAAAAGCUAAAGAAGUACACCGUGUUUGGCAGGGGCAUAUACAGAACCCAGAGUGGAAUCCCUUCAAGACUGUCACAGUUGAAGGUAUCCCGAAGGAGAUUAUCGAUGUCGAUGAUGACAAGCUGCAAGGGCUAUGUGCUGCAUGGGGUGAAGGGGUGCACAAGGCUGUGGUGAGUUGUUUGGUAGAAAUUCAAGAAAGUGGCAGGCUGGGAGAUAGAAACAUUGUACCCGAGGUCUGGAAUUACAAGUGCAAGAGAAAGGCCACUCACAGUGAGAGCAUCGAGUACUUGUUCGGUCAAGUGAAGCGUCUGAGUGACGCGAAAUCCAGAACCCGCAGGAGACUACAAUAGAACCAACAGCUCUGCUCCUAUAAAUCUUUAGUCAGCUGGUGCAAUGCAUUUCAUUAGCCUUUUUAAAUGCAUAAUAGUUGCAUUGGAAGACAUGAUUAGGCUAAAAAAAUACUUUUUGGGAUCUAUGCAGCGCAAGGUGACCUUGUAGAGGUGUGGUGGUGCAACAGGAUGAUGACCCACAGUGGCUAGGUAGAACCUGUCUGAAGGUGAAGAACUGAAGACUGGAAUUGUCAAUGAAUCAUAUCGCAGAACAAUGUUAGGAUUUAUGUGUUAUGUAUCUGUUUGGUACCAUUUAUAACCUCUGGUAGAGUGCCGGUAUUAAGCUUUUGCGUGCAACUCUUUUACCAGCAGAUCAGCUAUGUUUCAGUAAUCUGGUAGACUCGGGUAUCUAGCUUAGUGUGAACUCUGAACUUCGAUAUUUAACGUGCAAGACAUUUCUAUGAA
This is a messenger RNA of Triticum aestivum (bread wheat), 1679 nucleotides long. Its product is annotated as factor of DNA methylation 1. The record is from RefSeq and is a predicted model, not a curated record. NCBI's taxonomy places the organism in Eukaryota, Viridiplantae, Streptophyta, Magnoliopsida, Poales, Poaceae. Bases 270 to 1235 code for a protein of 321 amino acids. Gene Ontology annotation, biological process: gene silencing by siRNA-directed DNA methylation. The transcript has 9 exons.